AUGGCCGCGACGGCGCUGGCGCCCUGGCCGCGACCCGGAAGGAGCCGGGCCUCGCGGGGGCGGGCCUGCGACUUAAGAUUCGCUUCCGGGUCGCGGCGGAGCGCGCUCUCACGUGCGGCCGGAGAAGCGGGGCCUGCGGUGAUGAUCACCAAGACCCACAAGGGAGAUCCGGGCCUGGGGCUCCCAGAGAAAAAGAAGAAGAAGAAGAAGAAAGUGGUGCGGGACCCCGAGACCCAGUACUCGGUGCUGGACAGCGGCAAUUACUUCUCGGGGUUCUCCACGUCCCGGGCCGCGUCCCCCACCAAGUGUGGGGCCCGGGGGCAGGGCCCGGAGACGCCGCUGAUGAAGAAGAAGAAGAAGAAGAAGAAAGGCCCCCACAGCACGCUCUGCGACGAGCCCGCCGCCCCUGAGUUCCGGGGCCGCCGCUCCAAGCCCCCCAGCCCCAGGAGGGCCGAGCUGGCAGGCGGCGGCGGGGAGAAGAAGAAGAGGAGGAAGUCACUGUGGCCGUUGCCCUUGUCCCCUGACUCGCGGGCCAAGGCCCUGGACCCCCGGCCGAGCGAGAAGGCGAGCAGCAAGAAGCUCAAGAAGCACCGGAAGAAAUCCCCGGAGCCCGGGCCCUACUCGGGCCUCAACUCCUGGUUCUGCGAGGCCGGGGACGCCGUGUACGCCCUGGGGGGCGCGACCGGGGACGAGUCGGCCGCCUGGGGCCAGAAGCGCAAGCAGGGCAGCCCCCGGAGCGGCGCCAAGCUCAAGCGGAAGAAGAAGACGUGCUGCCCGGAGGCGGAGCUGGGCCCCGGCCUGGCCCGCCGCUCCCGGGCCCUGGACGGCAGCCCGCGCAAGGGCGGCAAGAAGAAGCCGGCCAGGGGCCUGGACGCCGCCGAGUGCCUCCCCAUCGGCGACGGCCCCAAGGUCCCCGCCAAGAAGAAGACCAAGAAGUGCAAGGAGAAGGUGGGGCUGGCCGACCUGGAGGAGCUGGUCGUGAAGCGCAAGAAGAAGAAGAAAAGGAGGGAGUGCACCGUGGUGGAGGAGACCCUCCAGGAGGCCCCCGACACGGACCUGGAGGUGGUGCUGGAGAAGAAGGGCAACAUGGACGAGCUGCACAUUGACCAGGUGAGGCGGAAGGCCCUGCAGGAAGAGAUCGACCGGGAGUCGGGCAAGACUGAAACUUCCAACUCCAGCCAGUGCCAGUGGACGGAGACCCGUUUCGGCCAGUGGGACACCUCGGAGUUCGACACCGACGAGAAGAGGAUGAAGUUCUUCAAGCUGAUGGGCGGCCUCAAGAACCUGUCGCCGUCCUACAGCCGCUCCCGCAACGCGAUGGGCAGGACCAACAUGGCCCUGGACCGGCGGGCGGCCGACCUGCUGCAGCGCCACCUGCAGCGCGACUACGACCGCGCCCUGGACUUCCGGUGCCGGCGCGGCGUGGGCCUGGGCUUCCACUCCCAGGCCGACAAGGUCUUCUACAUCGACAAGAACGGCUCCCGCUCGCUCAAGUUCGAAGAUUAAACGACUGUUUGCCCACCUGCCCCGCAGGAUCGCUCUCGGGAGGUGGGCGGGCGGGAGCCAGUCGCGGCCCAUGCCCAGGAAGCAGGCCCUGGAGAGGACCGGGGACAGCGGGGUGUGGUGGACACGAGGGGCGGAGGGGGGGAGCUCGGCCGUCGGGAGCUGGGCACAGGCAGGCACCUCCGAGCUCCGUCCUUUCUGCACGGGGCCGCAUCCCCGGUGGAGAGCUGAGCGGGCACAGCUGCUUGGGGGCUUCCGGGGUCCCUGGCACGGCCCCGCGGGAAAGACUGCCCUGGCGUCCUUUUCCCUUCCUCCUCACAGACUAGGUGCUAUGAUGCUCCCCAUCUUACAGAUGAGGAAACCGAGGUGCAGGGGUGGAGAGAUCCGGCUUGCCGGAGCCAGUCACCCAAGUGACCCAUCAACGCCAAGCCCUGGGUCGCUGCUCGCUCAUCCCCACCAGGGAGCCUUGUUCAGAAGAGCCCUGGGCGCCCAGGGGUCUUGCCGAGGGAAACGGGGCUUUCCCCUCACUGGCUGCUUUUGGGGCCAUGCCCCGCGGUGCUUUUGCUCUUCCUGGCUCUGCACAGGCGCGAGCCCUGGCUCGGCUUGGGGGACCAUACUUGGUGCUGGGGUAAUCGAACCGGGCUCGGCCACGUGCACCCUGACCCUGCUGCUACCUCCGGCCCGGGAACAGAAGGCCCGUGCUAGGUGGGAAAGGCCAGCGGGAAGCGGGCCGGGGAACGGGCAGGGAGAACACCUGUCGUCCUCGCCGUUCCACAGCCGCUGUGGGCAGAGGGGCAGAGGCGUCCAGCUCCUGCCCCGAAGAUGGGCCCAAACUUCCCCUGCUGGGCGGGGCGGUGGGCCAGGCCGGCCUUGCUCCCCCUUUGUUCUCGGGGCUUAGCUUGGAGUCCGGGAUCUGGUGCUCGCGGGGGUUCUCCUGGGGAUCUGCUGGCGAAUGGCGGAGCCAGUGUGCCCACACCUGACCUCCCCCGGUACCAGGAGGGCCCUCAGCCCUCCACCCAGCACCUCGCACCCCCAAGGGAGCCGGGGCACUCCCUGCAGCCCUCCCAGCCUUUGCACCUACUGAAAUAGCCUCUAGUUUUUUUAAGUGUCACAAGAAAGGAUUAUAAUGGAGACAAUGGGUGAAAUAAAGGCCGCCUUGGGCAUA
Messenger RNA from Sorex araneus (European shrew), 2668 nucleotides. It is a transcript of the gene KNOP1, whose product is annotated as lysine rich nucleolar protein 1. The transcript is spliced from 5 exons. NCBI's taxonomy places the organism in Eukaryota, Metazoa, Chordata, Mammalia, Eulipotyphla, Soricidae. The record is from RefSeq and is a predicted model, not a curated record. Bases 1 to 1506 code for a protein of 501 amino acids.